Molecule: messenger RNA, 474 nt
Organism: Alternaria burnsii
Lineage: Eukaryota; Fungi; Ascomycota; Dothideomycetes; Pleosporales; Pleosporaceae
Product: actin-binding cofilin tropomyosin type
Exons: 3
Coding region: 1-474 (157 amino acids)
Source: RefSeq, a predicted model, not a curated record
AUGAAUCCCUCGGAGCGGACGAAAGAGGCACUUCUCGCCAAGACAGAAGCAUUAUGCGGCUCCAUCAUAGACACGCGCAAAGAUGACCCUUGGGGUGGUGACGGUUACCUCUCAACCAUACUCCGUGCUGUGAAGAUGCAAGAUGCGACCGACUACUCAGAAGACGAUACGAGAACCGAGUUUCCGCCUGCAUUGGACUAUGCAACGUCUGCACAAAGGGAGUUAUUGAUUAGAGAGCAAAGUGCCGCACUGAUCAGAACGGCCCAAGGCAUAUCGACACUCGUACGCGACCUACAAGAACUUUGGCUCUUCGGUGGUCUCGAUACUCUCUCGGAUCCUGCCGACGAAGAAACGAACCGGACAAAGGCACUUGCAGUCGCGGAGAUGAUUGAAGCGCUGGCCAAACAGGGACCAGGCGGUAUAAAGCAGAAGGAAGACAGCACAACCAAGAAGGAGACAAACGGGGAGGCUUGA